Molecule: messenger RNA, 3754 nt
Organism: Blastomyces gilchristii SLH14081
Lineage: Eukaryota; Fungi; Ascomycota; Eurotiomycetes; Onygenales; Ajellomycetaceae
Product: membrane bound cation transporter, variant
Exons: 6
Coding region: 952-2649 (565 amino acids)
Biological process (GO): intracellular calcium ion homeostasis; calcium ion transmembrane transport
Cellular component (GO): fungal-type vacuole membrane
Molecular function (GO): calcium:proton antiporter activity
Source: RefSeq, a predicted model, not a curated record
UGAUACAACACCUCGGGCUUCAAUAAUAUUUAAAUCUUGCAAUCCUCAUCUCCGCGCGUCGCGGUCUCUGAGCUCAAAUUCCCCGUGUCUUCAUCGAAGCCCCUUGAUCUUCUUAGUGCUACGAUCCCUCGAUGAACGAAUCCUCUGACGACCCUCCAUUAAUAGACCGCAUUGCUCGCCGGUGCCAAGUCAGGGCUGCUGCUCAUGAAGACUCACUAGGCGUAAACAGCCGCGCUAAUCACGACAGUAAUCAUAUCCUACCCAUAACAAAUUCUUCUGCUCAAAAACAUGACCCAGAUGACAGAGCUGGUAACAAGCCCAGUUGUCAAGAUGAGUCAAAACCUGUCCCCACGACUGAAGCAGCCUCAGUCGUUUCCCGCUCCCUUUCGGCCAAAAACGAUACUGGGAGUGAGGAAAAUGCUGCCACCAUAGGAGCUGUGGAAAAGGACUCUCCCAUAAUUCGAAUAUAUCGCACCAUACGCUUGAUUAUUUUGUCAAGCUGGAUAAAUUGGGCUCUCGUUUUUGUCCCCAUUGGAAUUGCCUUGGGCGCGGUGAAUCGUUCCAUGGGACAUGAGAGUCCGAUCAGUCCUAUCAGUCCAACCGUGGUGUUCUCUAUAAAUGCCGUGGCCAUUGUUCCUUUGGCUUCACUGCUUAGUUUCGCGACUGAGAACGCUGCGAGAAACCUAAGUGACAAAAUUGGAGCACUAUUGAAUGUCACGUUCGGAAAUGCCGUGGAACUCAUUAUAUUUAUGUACGUCUUUGAAAUCAACUUCGAUUCAAUUUUCAGUCCGCCCUAGUUUGCUAUUUCAUUUCCUCCCACUCGAAAUCCCCUAGUCAGGAUACUAACACUGAAUCAACCCGAACAGUAUAGCACUUGUAGCUAAAGAAGUCCGAAUCGUGCAGGCAUCUCUGCUUGGGUCCAUUCUAGCAAAUUUACUGCUUAUUCUAGGAAUGUGUUUCCUAUUUGGUGGACUUCGAUAUCGAGAACAGCUGUACAAUUCAAACAUUACCCAAAUGAGUGCCGCUUUGCUCAGUCUCAGCGUCAUGAGCCUUCUCUUACCAACCGCUUUCCACGCCUCAUUCAACAAUAUGGAGACUGCCGAUGCCGUUGUAUUGAAAGUGAGCAGGGGUACCAGCGUGAUCCUUCUGCUGGUAUAUGUUCUAUACUUGCUAUUUCAACUCAAAUCUCACGCGUACUUUUAUGAAAGUACCCCUCAACACAAAAUUGACGAAGAAUCUCAUCCAGGAGUCCUGGCCGACAUGUUAAAUUCCCCCAGCUCAUCGGAAUCUAGCUCAUCAAGCGAUAGUGACAGUGACGGAACAUCGGGGUCCUACACACGAACAAAGCGCAUCAAAAACGCGCUCAAGAAACGGCGACGUCAUAAGCAGAGCAUUAACUCGAAAGACGUGAGACAAAGCUUUUCAUCGGCUUCCUUUAGUCGUACCGUUUCAUCAAGCUCGCAGCCAAUGACAGAAUCAGCCCCAUCGCAGUCCAAACGACACUCAGAAUUUACGUCGGCUGGUAUGGAGCAAGCAGUUAGUGUAAAUGAGGUGGAUACGGAUGAGACAAAUACGACUCAAGACUCUCCUCCAUCUCGCCCCGUUUGCAAGGAUUUUGCCUGCCCCGACUCCUCUGUUAACAUUCACGGGAGCAGACACAAGCAAACAAAAAAUCGCCACAAUCACAACGAAGGUAAAGAGCGCGUGGACAGUGUCAAUAGCCCUGUGAUGGAUCAGAAUGGUCGGGACGACCACCCAACCUUUGAUUCCACUCCGCCCACCCACGCCAAACGACAGGUUAACUUUACCACUGAUUCUGCCAAUUCUGCCGAGCCAAUGGCCGCAAAACUGCCCCUCGCUGCACGUAGUCUGUCCCAGCGGCAGGUCCUUCCGCGAGUUUUCAUGAACAAACCACAUUUGUACUCUGCUCAUAGUACUACAACGGCUCCCUUCGGUAGUCAAUGUAGUUCUGGUGACGGUGAAUGUGGUUUAAGACGUGCAAAUUCGCUUCCUGGUCGUUUGCAAAGCCCGUUUAGUCGCCCAAUAAUGCCUUCAGCUCAGCCACUUCCGCGCCUCAUGACUAUUGCUCCAUCACAGGGUCCCGAUGGAAUUGCAACUGAGGCUAUAGGGUCAUGUCAUAUAUCCCGCACGGCUUCUAUUAUUCUCCUAGUUGUGUCCACAGCCCUUGUCGCAGUCUGCGCGGAGUUUCUAAUCGAUAGCAUCGGAUACCUCGUUGAGAAUACUGGCGUCAGCCAAGCCUUUAUUGGGUUGGUUAUCUUGCCUAUUGUUGGCAACGCUGCUGAACACAUCACUGCGGUGGUAGUAGCCGGCAAGAACAAAAUGGAUCUCGCCAUUGGUGUUGCACUGGGGAGCAGUAUUCAGAUUGCUCUGUUUGUGACACCCGUCAUUGUGCUGCUGGGAUGGUGCCUAAAAACUGAGAUGUCGCUCUAUUUUAGCCUAUUUGAAACUAUCUCACUAUUUGCCUCUACUUUCAUUGUCAACUAUCUGGUCCUAGACGGCAGGACCAAUUACCUCGAAGGAGCUCUUCUCAUAUCCGCUUACGUGAUCAUUGCCCUAGCGGCUUUCUUUUAUCCCUCAUGUGAGAAUCUAAGCAUGGCUAGUGGACCAUACGAUGCAGGAGCGUGUUAAAAGAAAUGUUGGCUUUCUCGUUGAUGAGGCUAGUGCUGGGCGUUGAGACGGCGCAGCAUUUCGGUCUUUUAAUAGGGACUGUGUGAAAUGGACAUGGCUUGCUGAUCAAGGUGGUUAGCUCGGCUCGCAAUGAGUUGUGCUAUGGAACACGAGCCCUGGGUUAAUUACUGCCCAAUGAUAUCACAAUAUGCAGGCACUGCUCUAAUUGAUGUAAAUAUUUCUAAAGUGCACAUGCUUCCUAAGUCCAAUCUCAUUAUUGUCAUGUCUCACUCAACAUUCUUCAUCAUGGCAUUGAACUUCCAUUCCACAGUCAUCCUCAGUCAAUUCAUUGCCCAAUUGUCAAUGCAUAUAUAAUUUGAGACAAUUAUCACUCCAUCUUUGGAUGUUUAGAGAUUUGUUCAAACAGUAUAUCUGUAAAUAAUACUGCACUUCAUCUUCUUGUAGCUAAUACUGUAUAUUCAAAUUCUUCAGAAUAAAUCUCAGCGUCAUCUCAGUCAAUCAGUCAAAUCUUGCACUUAAGAUCUAGUAUCAAAUUCUGGGGUGCAAUAUCUUGAUGCAUAAGAGUCAACUUAUUAAAACUAAAGAGUGGAAUAGUAUCUAAAGCUUGCAUGAAACUUUGUCAAAUUUCAAGUUCAAAGUUAAAUCAAGUCUUCAUUGCUAUAACAUCUCUGAAUGAUCCAUCUUCUAUAUCACUAAACCAGCACCCUUUGGCCUUGUAAAAUUGACAGUCUACUGGGCCUGGUUGUUGGGGUACCUGAGCUGACUGCAAAGCAAGAAACAUAGAAGUCAUCUAAGAAACAACAUCUUCGGUCCCAAACUAUCUACUUUCAGGUUGGUAGAGCAUCUUCUGUCAGCAGCUUCAAGAUUAUGACAGAGGAGAUUUGCCUUACAUCCAAAUUGUGUACCAAGACAUACAACAUUCAUCAUUUCACAGAGACUUUGUGGAUUAUUAUCCUCUCAUUAAAAGUUGAGCAGCAAAAUGCUCCUGAUUAUCCUUCUUUACCCCUCUCCCUUCGUUCAACAAGGCAUCUUCUAAUAGCGUCGAUGACUCGAAAGCCCUUGGGCAACGAGGAGCCUUGCGCAGCGGUGACAUGCUGUUGGCAUU